Molecule: messenger RNA, 420 nt
Organism: Ananas comosus (pineapple)
Lineage: Eukaryota; Viridiplantae; Streptophyta; Magnoliopsida; Poales; Bromeliaceae
Exons: 3
Coding region: 1-420 (139 amino acids)
Source: RefSeq, a predicted model, not a curated record
AUGGGGCAGCAAAGAGCCAAUGUGGCUCUGGUUUUCGAGUGUGAACAAGGAUGUGUUUGCACACUAACUUAUUGCUUGGAUGUGGCCAACUACUAUAUCCAACUUCUGCUUCUCCCAAAAGCCAUGUCAGGAGAUUCCGCGUACCAGAAAAGCCGCCGGGGCUACCGCCGCAUCCUGUCGCACCAGUUCUCAUUUGACUCGUCAGAAGAUGCCGACGCGAAGGCGGUGAAGACAAAGACGAAGACGAAGAAACCGAGCAAGCGCAAGGAUGCGAAGGCGCACCCGGUGAUCGCAGUGAUAGAAGCACCGAAAAUGGAGAAAGCCGCGGCGAAGCCCGAGUUCUUGAGAUACCUGGAGUACAUGAGGGAGGCAGGAACCUGGGAUGUGGAGUCUGAGAAACCCACAAUUUAUUUCAAAUGA